Molecule: messenger RNA, 5692 nt
Organism: Vigna angularis (adzuki bean)
Lineage: Eukaryota; Viridiplantae; Streptophyta; Magnoliopsida; Fabales; Fabaceae
Product: basic leucine zipper 61
Exons: 4
Coding region: 462-1508 (348 amino acids)
Biological process (GO): positive regulation of DNA-templated transcription
Cellular component (GO): nucleus
Molecular function (GO): DNA-binding transcription factor activity; DNA binding
Source: RefSeq, a predicted model, not a curated record
CAGUAAUGCCGUUGAGUUGAGGAGACCCAACCCCUUUCUCCUCCCAGCUGUUCAUAGCUGUCCAAUCUCUCUCUCAUCCAUGUGACCCCACUGCACAACACACAUAGAUGCAGAUACCCCAGAGAUUUAUUGGGAUUUUAAAACCUCCAUAAUCAUUUUUUCUUAUUCUUUUUCUUUAAAAAAUCAUUAUUUCUUCUUCUUCUCCUCCUUCUUCCUUUCUUCCCUUUAACAUUCCCUCACCUUCUAUUAGACCCUUUGCCUCAAACCUUCUUCCCUUUAACAUUCUUUCAUUUGCAACUAUAUAUAAUUAUAUGUGCAUAUAGAUAGACAUAAUAUAUACCAACAUUGUGUUUUGUUUUGGUUUGAGAUAUUUAUAUACAUAGUCUUCUUCUGUUUCUUUCUCUCUAAUUCUUCUUCUUCGUCAUCUUCUUGAGAGAUUGUGUUGAUUGGUGUCACUCAAAAUGGCUCAAUUGCCACCAAAAGUUCCAAACAUGACACCCAAUUGGCCAGACUUUUCUUCUCCUCACCAAAAGAUGCCUUCCCUCAAAACCAUGGCACCAAACGUCUCAAACCAAAACCCUUCAUGGGUGGAUGAGUUUCUUGACUUCUCAGCCGCCAGACGCGGUGCUCACCGCCGCUCGGUGAGUGACUCCGUCGCCUUCCUGGAGGCACCAAUGCUGGAUCAUCACUGCAAAAGCCGCGGGAGUGAUGGUGGUGGUGACAAUGAGAGCGAGUUCGAGAGGUUUGAUGACGAACAAUUCAUGUCCAUGUUCAGUGAUGAGGCUUCAGGGAAUAAUAAUAGUAAUAAUAAUGACAAUGAUAAUAAUAAUAAUAAUAUCAACUACUACCAUAGUAAUAAUAACACCAUGAUGGCACUCACGGUUUCCUGCUCCAACCCUUCUACACCCUCUGAUCACAACAGCAUCAACGAUGAGAAGGAGAUGAUGAACAAGGAAAAGGAGGAGGAGCAAGAGAAGAAGCAAGUGAAGAAUGAGUCAGAUGAGGAUGAAAGCCAAUGCAAGCAAGAAAUCACACAAAACCCCGAUGAUUGUAAUAAUAGUAACGCAAAUGCAGCAACUUGUUCCAGUGAGAAAAUCACAGACCCCAAGAGGGUCAAAAGAAUCUUGGCAAAUAGACAAUCGGCACAGAGAUCAAGAGUGAGGAAGCUGCAAUACAUUUCUGAGCUUGAACGAAGUGUGACUUCAUUACAGGCUGAAGUUUCUGUAUUGUCUCCGCGAGUUGCAUUUUUGGAUCAUCAACGUUUGCUUCUAAAUGUUGACAACAGUGCUUUGAAGCAAAGAAUCGCCGCGCUGGCCCAAGACAAGAUCUUCAAAGAUGCACAUCAAGAAGCACUGAAGAGGGAGAUAGAGAGACUGAGGCAAGUGUAUCACCAACAAAACAUAAAGAAGAUGGACAAUGCUGCAGGAUCAACAUCCCAAUCACCAUUACCAUCUCCAAAACCACGAUGUGACACACUCACUGAAAAGGAACAACUUAUCAAUGUCUGAAGUUUGAACCCUCCCUUGAACACUGACUCAACCUGUGUAGACUUUGAUCAAACAUGUCAAACAUGUAAGCUAGCUUAGAUGAUCUGUGAUUCCUUUCAAUUUUAGAAAAGAAAUUGCAGAGUUAUGGAAAUGGAAGAAAAGAAAAGAAAAGAAAAAUUGAAAUACGAGUUUAUAAGAGUAUUGUUGUUGAAUCAGAAUAUUAAACUUGUUCUGAAGAAAAGAUUUGAUGAAAUAUGAAUGCAGAUUAUGGAUUCUGAUAGAAGAAUAAGACUAAAAGUAGUUAUAAAAGUUGGUAAGAAGAAAAAGGGUGAUGAAUGGCAUGACGUAGUGAAGGGUAGGAAGAGGGUGAGAGAUUUUAUUAGGCAAUUGAUGAAGGAAAUGUUCAUAAUGGGGACAUUGCAAUUGGUGGUGGUAGGCUUUUGCUAUCAAACUGAGGCAGUCACGUGAUGUGUUUGCUUUAAAGAAAGGGACCACUCAAGUUGCAUGAUUGGAAUGCUGGGAAACACAUGUGCACCAGUAUUAGAAAGUGAGUUUAUGCCUAACUCAACCCCACAAAACCGGCUUGUAAGGUGAGGUUUGCACCUCAAUUAUAUAUUAUCAUUUGGCCUUAUCUCUAGUCGAUGUGGGACUUCCAACACACCCCCUUCACGCCGAGGUAUAGACAUCUCGUGCGUGAUAGUAGAAAUUGGGUGGUCCGAUAGCGGCCCGAUUGCGGGUGGAAGAGAAGAAUAGAAUGCCCACUUAGAACUCGCUAGGAUAGGCUCUAACCAUGGCUCUGAUACCAUAUUAGAAAGUGAGUUUAUGCCUAACUCAUCCCCACAAAACCGGCUUGUAAGGUGAGGUUUGCACCUCACUUAUAUAUUAUCAUUUGGCCUUAUCUCUAGUCGAUGUGGGACUUCCAACACACCCCCUUCACGCCGAGGUAUAGACAUCUCGUGCGUGAUAGUAGAAAUUGGGUGGUCCGAUAACGGCCCGAUUGCGGGUGGAAUAGAAGAAUAGAAUGUCCACUUAGAACUCGCUAGGAUAGGCUCUAACUAUGGCUCUGAUACCAUAUUAGAAAGUGAGUUUAUGCCUAACUCAUCCCCACAAAACCGGCUUGUAGGGUGAGGUUUGCACCUCACUUAUAUAUUAUAAUUUGGCCUUAACUCUAGUCGAUGUGGGACUUCCAACACACCCCCUUCACGCCGAGGUAUAGACAUCUCGUGCGUGAUAGUAGAAAUUGGGUGGUCCGAUAGCGGCCCGAUUGCGGGUGGAAGAGAAGAAUAGAAUGCCCACUUAGAACUCGCUAGGAUAGGCUCUAACCAUGGCUCUGAUACCAUAUUAGAAAGUGAGUUUAUGCCUAACUCAUCCCCACAAAACCGGCUUGUAAGGUGAGGUUUGCACCUCACUUAUAUAUUAUCAUUUGGCCUUAUCUCUAGUCGAUGUGGGACUUCCAACACACCCCCUUCACGCCGAGGUAUAGACAUCUCGUGCGUGAUAGUAGAAAUUGGGUGGUCCGAUAACGGCCCGAUUGCGGGUGGAAUAGAAGAAUAGAAUGUCCACUUAGAACUCGCUAGGAUAGGCUCUAACUAUGGCUCUGAUACCAUAUUAGAAAGGCAUAAACUCACUUUCUAAUAACCAGUGACAUCAAAGAAAGGGUGGAAGAAAAAAACAGUUGUGUCUGCUUUAACUACAUGGGAGAGGGAGGUAUCUGUCGGAGAUUCUUUCAGUUUUUUUUUUCUUUUUUUUUUUAUAAUGAUGUGUUAUCUUGUCUUGAAUCUGGAUUCUUUUCGAUUUUUGUUUAUAUUUUGUUGGGGGGCUUCAGUUCAAGUUGGAAAACAAAGACUAGUGGACGUGUGUGUUGGGAUGGAUGAAAGGAAGGUAUGUUAUUGUCAGUGAAAGUGUUGGCUCCUCUGGGUUUUGUUGUACUUUGUGUUACUGCUUUGAAGGGUUGUGAUUAUCUUUAUUUGACGUGUUAAUUUGAAGGGGGAAGAAAAAAUCAAAGUGUAAAUAUUUAGUUAACUUGAUUAAAUUCUUGUAGUAUAUGGUGUUGUUUUUUUAACUGUUGCAAGAACUUUAUUUGUUAUGGAUUUGAUCAUAUAUAUACUCUCAUAAACGAGUGGAAACUAGCUGUUUAAAUUUCAUUUGAGGAUCAAAAACUGAACAGCAGAGAAAACAUAUCUCAAAGAAAGGUGGUGUGGAGGGAGGAAGACAUAGGGACAAAAUAACAAGAAAGAGAAAAUAAUUAAUGUGAUGAAAAAUGUUAAAAAAAUAUUAAAAAAUGAGAUAAAGUGUGUGAAAAAAAGAGGAAUUAAUGUAUGAUGAUAUCGUCUAAUUAUAUAUGGUGAAGGAUAAGUGUUAAACAAAUUUAUUAAAUUUGAAUUUAAAAAAAAUGUAGAGUCACAGUUAUUCCUUGGGAUUAAUUAAGGAAAUAUUGUAUACAAUAUAUAGUGAACCCGGAGUUAUGAUUUUAAGCCAAACGAGAGGUAGAAUUUUAAUGAAAUAACAAAUGGAAACUAAUAAUACCGAUUCUUAUAUAAGUUGAGUCUGCAGUUGAACUUUCUCAAACAAGAUUUCCCCUUUUACAAUCAUGCUAUGGAGUUUCAAAUUUUUUGGUUUACUAAGAUCAAACAAAUGAUUAAUUUAAUACGAAUUCGAAAAUGCUUCAUUUCUAUAGAAAACACAUGACACAAAAAAUAGGUAUUUAUGUUAGGAAAACGAUAUAGAGGUUUUUGACAAUAUUUUGACACGAUCAUGUGUCAGUUACUUAUUGGUCCAUUUUUUAAUUUUUUUAUGCAGACGUGGAAACUAAAAUUUACAGAAGUUUAAUGGCGUACUGUUUUUAAAGUUUCGAGUUUUCAUUUUUCUUUCGCAAACCUUCCUUGAGACUCGGCUAUUCAACCUUUCUUCCUUUUAUUUUGCUUGUGUAUUGAUAUGUUUUGUGGUUCAUGGUCAUUGAAAGGUGAACUUUUGGACUUUCAGCCCCUAAAAUUUAGGUUAAGAUCGAACUAUUUUGGCUUACCAGUUCUUCAUUCUAAGUCACGACCUCAUUUUUUAUUGGCUGGUUUCUCUUGGUUGUUGGGCACCUUUUUCGACUAAGCAUUGUUCCAAGUGUUCUUUGUUUUUCUAUGUUUUGUCUUUCCGUCAUUCUUGCAAAACUAAGUUGGUUGGUGAUGUGAAUCAAAAGGUUAACUAUGGAAUAAAAAGCUUUUAUUGAAAACACACCUUUGGUUGGUUGAUAAGGUUGAACGAUUUCGUGAAGAUUGAUAGGAAUGUCUUAUCUGAGUUAUGUGAUAAAUGGGUUGAAAGGAGGGGUGAGUUUUCUUUCGGGAAACAAUUGUUGAAUUUAAUGUAUUAGAUGUAUGUUUAAGAUCAAGCCUGAGUGUGAGGGAAGAACAAAUUAAUUUAAAUUAGAUUGAUGUAGACAGUGAAUAUAGAAAAUACUUUAGUGAUGGAAAAGUUGAUGUUAUUGUUAUUUAUGAUUUUCUGUUGCAAGAACAUCCAAAUGUUCCUAUAAGAACAUUUUUGUAGUAUUUAUAUUUUAUCAGGGAUAUUUGAGUUUUUGUUACCAAAUUGUAAUAAAAUAGUUUUUCUGAUACUUUUUAACAUUCUUGACGAUUUCGAGUAUGUUGGUAAAUAUAAUUGGGAUAGUUUAGUUUGUGAGCAUUUGGUAGGGAGCUUGUGUAGUGCUUUAAUAGCACUAAAGAAUAAAAAACCAUAACUUACUUCCAUGUUGUUGGAUGCGUUUAUUUGUUGCAGGUAAAUGAUGUCUAUGUACUUAUCAUUGAAAUUAAAUUUGUUUAUAUUGUAUGAUGAUGUAUAACUAGUUGUAUGGUUUUGUUAAUGUUUCAAUUAUGAUUUUUUUUUAUCAUUCUGUCCAACCCAAAGUACAAUUUCUGAGUAUCAAAAUUUUCGUGAUUGUUGCAUUGGAUUAUUGUCAAAGUAGGUGACAAUGUUAUCAGAAGUGUUUUGCAAAAGGCUGCGAUGAGUAUUUGUUUCUUUUUUGUUGCGUGUAUUUCAUAAUAUUUUAUUUCCUUAAUAAAUUAUUACCUUAUUUUUUAAGUUGUUGUUGAUGUUGGGGUGUUGAAAGAAGAGUUGUAUCAUCCUCUUGUCAAAGCAACAUUUGAAAAAUAUGGUGUGAGAUUUAAGAAACAAAAUAGUAUAGAUAAGUAACACUUUAUCUAUGUUGUACAAGAACAAGAAAA